AUGGCAGCCAUUCCUCCCACUACUUCAGCCAAUCUCCCAGAUGCUAGUGACGCUUCGCCUCUUCAGCCUCCUGAAAGAGAUUUGGGGAGGGCCAUCGCUACUGAUCGCGAACCUCAACUCCAGAGCAAUCAAUGUGGAAUGGAAAUGGGAACACUCAGUGGGAACACGGCCAAAUGUAGUACUUUAUCUUUAAACUCGGAGUCUUCGGAAUGGAACAUGAGCACCAAAAAAGAGUGGAUUGCAAUUGCUGCUUGUUGUUGGUCUGUUUUCUCGGUCGGGUGGAAUGAUGCCACUACUGGCCCCCUACUACCUGCUUUCCAAGCGCACUAUGGAGUGAACUUCACAGUUGUAUCUAUGCUCUUCGUAUCAAACUGCGUUGGAUUUCUCUCUGCUGCCGUAGUUAACAUUCGUCUGACUGACCAGUUGGGACUUGGGAAAAUUAUACUAUUCGGCGCUAUGCUCCAGGUGUUGGCGUACUCGCUUUUGGCUCCUGCUCUUCCAUUUCCUGUGAUGUGUGUCGCCUACGCGAUCAAUGGCUUUGGCGUUGGAUUUCAAGACGCACAGGCAAAUGGGUUUAUAGCAGGCCUGCCAAAGAAAUCAUCAGAGAAGAUGGGGUUAUUGCAUGCUGUUUAUGGCGCUGGAGCAUUUGUUUCGCCCCUGGUUGCAACACAAUUCGCCCAGUCGACGAGGCUUCGUAGGCAACAUGAAAUAACCGGCCAACCUGAUCCUAAGCUUGCCUAUUAUGCCGAGAAUGCCAAAAUUUCCGGUAAUGAUAAUAAGUACAAAGAGAUUUUUAGCUCCCGGGCCGUUCAAUUAAUGUCCUUCUUUAUCUGGGUUUAUGUCGGGCUUGAGGUCACAAUUGGCGGCUGGAUCGUCACUUUCAUUAUUGAUGAGCGUGGUGGCGGACCUUCUUCCGGAUACAUAUCCAGCGGUUUCUUUGGAGGCUUAAUGCUUGGACGUGUGGUCUUACUUUGGGUUAACAAAAAGAUUGGGGAACGUCGCGUUAUCUACGUCUACUGUAUUUUGUGCAUCGGGCUCGAACUAGUUGUAUGGCUCGUUCCCCAUCUUGUUGGAAACGCUGUCGCAGUCUCCAUGGUCGGGUUGCUUCUUGGUAAACCUAUGUAUCCAAUCGCAAUGAAUGUUACUAAUACGAUCGUCCCGAAGCGAAUCAUUACGGAGAGUAUUGGCUGGAUUGCAUCGUUUGGCCAAGCGGGAUCUGCAGUCUUCCCAUUCAUGACCGGCGCGCUAGCCGAAAAGCAUAGUGUCAAAGUAAUGCAGCCCUUGGUGGUCGGAAUGACCGGGGUACUUAUUGUGCUAUGGACGUUGAUCCCUAGACCCACGAACGGAAAAUAA
Molecule: messenger RNA, 1353 nt
Organism: Rhizoctonia solani
Lineage: Eukaryota; Fungi; Basidiomycota; Agaricomycetes; Cantharellales; Ceratobasidiaceae
Product: major facilitator superfamily transporter
Exons: 18
Coding region: 1-1353 (450 amino acids)
Biological process (GO): transmembrane transport
Cellular component (GO): membrane
Molecular function (GO): transmembrane transporter activity
Source: RefSeq, a predicted model, not a curated record